UAGUACUCCAGUAACCUCACCAAGAAGGACAUCGACGAGGACAGAGGACUUAACCCGUGCUUGCCUCGAAAUUCGAUGACGGAAUCACCCAAUGAGCGUAAUUUAUCAAACCCUAAUCAGCCUCAGCCGGUUCUUUUUGCGGUGUAUGUGCACCUCGCCUAAACGGGAUUGUAGCCUAUACGUAAGGAAGAUUAGAAUUGAAUUAUUAACUUGAACACUUUGAUAAAAGUAAUUGCUGGGUGGUCAUCUAUCGGCUUACAAUGAUAUAAAGCGCAUACCCGUAGUAGCUUUAUCAAUAGCAUAUCAUCUCCUGAAAUCGGCUCUUUGAAUAGGAAUACUAUUGUAUGAUUUGUUAACAGUCUAGCGUAUAUGGUCAGCAUGUGGACGCUCAUUUGUUCUGUCUUGGAAGAGACCCGUUCAUUCCUUGCCACUGGAAGGCAAACCAACACCGGACCAUGGUUCGAUGCUCCUUGAAUAGGCUACUCACCCUUGCAUAGACCUGCUUUAGAAGGCUACGGCCCGGUGUUGGAAUUACAAUUGGAUUCAAAUAAAUGCUGUAAAACAAUCCAAUGGACAAUUACUCACAUCUACAACUGCAGUGUCUGGAGAUGACGACUAAGAGGAAGAUCAUUGGGCGCCUGGUGCCGUGCCGGUGCUUCCGGGGUGAGGAAGAGGUCAUCUCAGUGCUGGACUACUCCCACUGCAGUCUACAGCAGGUGCCCAAGGAGAUCUUCAGCUUCGAGCGCACGCUGGAGGAGCUCUACCUGGACGCCAACCAGAUUGAGGAGCUGCCCAAGCAACUAUUUAACUGUCAGGCUCUCCGUAAACUGAGCAUACCUGACAAUGACCUGUCAAACCUGCCAACCACCAUAGCCAGCCUUGUAAACCUGAGGGAGUUGGACAUCAGUAAAAACGGUAUUCAAGAGUUCCCAGACAACAUUAAAUGCUGUAAAUGCCUAUCUGUUGUGGAGGCCAGUGUAAAUCCUAUUGCCAAGCUCCCAGAGGGCUUCACCCAGCUCCUCAACCUGACACAGCUCUUCUUAAACGAUGCCUUUCUGGAAUACCUCCCCGCCAACUUUGGGAGACUUUCCAAGUUACGGAUCCUGGAAUUGCGAGAGAACCACCUGAAAACGAUGCCAAAGUCAAUACACAGACUGUCACAGCUGGAGCGAUUAGACUUGGGAAGCAAUGAAUUCACUGAACUGCCUGAAGUCCUGGAGCAGAUCCAUAACCUAAAGGAGCUGUGGAUGGACAACAACUCACUGCAGACAAUACCUGGGUGUAUAGGGAAGCUGAGGCAUCUGCGCUACCUGGACCUGGCUAAAAACAGGAUUGAAAGCCUUGACACUGACAUCUCUGGCUGUGAGUCCCUGGAGGACCUCCUGCUCUCCUCCAACAUGCUGCAGCAUCUGCCUGACACCAUAGGAAUGUUGAAAAAACUCACAACAUUAAAAGUGGAUGACAACCAGCUCACCUCACUGCCUAACACCAUUGGAAGUUUAUCGCUUUUAGAAGAGUUUGACUGCAGCUGUAAUGAAUUGGAGUCCCUGCCCCCAACCAUUGGCUACCUGCAUAACCUCCGCACGUUUUCUGCUGAUGAGAACUUCCUUGUUGAACUACCCAGGGAGAUUGGGAACUGUAAGAAUGUGACAGUCAUGUCGUUGCGCUCCAAUAAGCUGGAGUUUCUACCUGACGAAAUUGGGCAGAUGACCAAGCUACAUGUUCUCAAUUUAAGCGACAAUAGAUUAAAAAACCUUCCGUUCACUUUCACAAAACUAAAAGAUCUUGCUGCUCUUUGGCUAUCAGACAAUCAGUCCAAGGCCCUGAUCCCUCUCCAGACCGAGGCCCAUCCAGAGACCAAGCAGAGGGUCCUCACCAACUACAUGUUCCCUCAGCAACCACGACAUGAUGAGGACUACCAGUCAGACAGUGACAGUUUCAACCCCACCUUAUGGGAGGAGCAGCGUCAGCAGAGGAUGACUGUGGCCUUUGAGUUCGAGGAGAAGAAGGAGGAAGAGGACAACUCUGGAAAAGUCAAGGUUGAGAUCAAUCUGAAGCGCUACCCCACACCGUACCCAGAGGACUUGAAGAACAUGGUGAAGUCAGUACAGAACAUGGUGGGCAAGAACCAGCAGCCCCUCAGCAUUAACUGCUCUGGUACCAAUAUGGUCACGAAAAAAGAACAGUAUGAGCCCCCCUGGCCCAUGCCCCCCAAAGAGGUAACAGGCCAGGACUCUAUGGGCGGCUCUCCGAAUGACAUCCGUAUCUCUGAUAUGAGGCCCACCCUGGUGGAACCGGCCAUGUACAAACCAAAAGUUGUAUUACUGGGGAAAGACAAGAAAGAAUCUAUAGAUGAGUCAGACCCAGACAAGAUGCAUUGCCUGAACAACAGUGGCUCGUCGGCCACGUACUCCGACUACUCUCCGUCCCAGGGUUCUUCUGGCUCUUCCAACCCCCCGGGGAACGGGUCCACCCUGCAGGCUGCUGGGAAGGAUGGAGGAGUGCCUCAACAACACUGGACCAACAGGCUGGCCCAGCAGUUCCCCAAGCCGAUCGAGACCAAGCCCCUACUGAGUCAGAGAGACCCCAGAGAGACCCCUCCCUCCAGCACACUGCAGCAGCGCAGUGAGCGGCGCCCCCUCAGCGACACCUUUGACCAGUGGAACGACUCCUCCCACUAUGACAACACAGGAUUCGUGUCUGAAGAGGCUCCUCUGGAGACUCCCAGUGGUAGCAGCAGUGGUAACCCCAUGCUGGGCUCCAAGUCCUGCAGCGCCUCCACCUCCCAUGGGGGCCGCCGGCCCCUCAUGAGGCAGGAGCGCAUCGUAGGCAUCCCCUUGGAGCUGCAGGAUGCCCCUCACCAACACCCCUCCCACCAAUUCCAUAAUGUCCGCAACAUGCCCGAAACUGAAGUAUCUCAGCCUCCCCCUCCCAACCCGUGGCAGAACUGGACGAGGACGCCCAGUCCCUUCGAGGACCGCACAGCUUUCCCCUCCAAGCUGAGCUCCCCAGGCAACAGCCCCAAUCCUGACCGCAACGACUUUGAGCAGGAGAUGCAUCAUGGAGAACUGCCGGGCACUUUCCCCUCCACAGGAACGUGGGGUUACCUAGACUCCAGGAACUCUGGGCAGGGGCGCAGCAGCCAGCAGGCCAACAUGUACCAACAUGUCCAAUCCAAGCCCACUAGACCAAGCUCUGGGGCCAUAGUGAUGAGCAAGAGCUCUGAGCGCCUCUCUCCCAUGAUGAAGGAGGUGAAGGCUAAGUUCAAGAAGUCCCAGAGCAUUGAUGAGAUAGACAUGGGCUCCUACAAUGUGUACAGUAUUCCCGUGGACACCUACAGCUCCAGCAUAGAGAAUCAGGGGAGUGUUGACCGUCCAGACAUGCCGGGCCCCAUGGAGCAGAGCAUGUCCCGGAGCCAGUCUGCCCCCAUGCUGGACGAUGAUGAUGCCUACGGAACUAAUAGCCAGCAGCAGAAGCCUUCCAUCCCCAAGAAGGUCUACCACUUCGACCAGAGCUUCAAGCCUCAGGGGGCUAUGGAUUUGAGGAAUCAGCAGCAGGAGAGGAGGGCUCCUCCACCCUUCCCCAACACCCCUGAGUACGUCAACCAUCCAGGGAAGACCCUGCCCAAGGAGCUGGUGAGCCCCAGGGGCUACCGGGGCUACCCUCCCAUGGACCAGAUGUUCUCCUACUCUCAGCCCUCAGUCAACGAGGAGAACCAGCCGCCCCAGCAGCAGCAACCUUUCCCCAUCCCCAGUCAGCGCUCCCGGCCUGGGUUCCUGAGGCGGGCCGACUCCCUGGUCAGCUCCACAGAGCUGGCCCUGUUCCGCAGGGUUCAGGAGGCCCAGGAGAUGCAGCAGAAGUUGGAACACUAUGGCCGGCAACAUUUCAAAGGCAUGUUGGAGCACCAGAACAGUCUGGCCAGCAUGACCCAGCAGGACCAACAGUACAACAAGAGGAACGGCAGGUACGAGGAAGACUACUCCUCCUACCAGGAGCCUAAGAAGCCCAUCAUGGGCUACCCCACUAAGAGCCUGACACAGCGGCGCCCUCUGUCGGCCAGGAGUUACAGCACGGAGACGUUCGGGGCGUCCCAGGCCAGGCCUGUGUCUGCCAGACCCACCAUGGCUGCCUUGUUGGAGAAGAUGCCCCCAGAUUAUAAUCUGAGCACUUGCACUGAGAAUAUAAAGAGCCCUGAUGAGAUGAAAAUGCGCACCAUGCAGCUGCAGCAUAAGCCUGACGAUAUGUCCUCUAAGAUGCCAGUAGACUGGAGGCAACAGCUGCUUAGACAUAUAGAGGCCAAACGAUUAGACCGGAGCGCUUUCCUUAAGCACAACACAGUAAACUUGGGCAUGCUGUGCUCUGGAGGCUAUGCUGCACCGCAUGCCAGCAGAAGCAUGACAAUAAACUUUCACAAUAACAUGAAUAAGCAUGAAAACCAAACAACGCAGUGGCUACCUCUACCCAAUACCCCCUCUCAACAGAGCAAUAUGUUGGACAACGGCCAGGAGGUGGUCUCUCCCACUACUCAGUGGGCCCCCUACUCACUGGGCAGGAGAGACGUGCCCCCAGAAAACAUCAUGAAAAAGAUUCCUGAUUCUUUGCCUAAUGGGUUGAAUUACCCACAGGCAGGCGGCCACCACCACCACCCCCACCAAUCACAGACCAUGAUCGUGACAUCCACAUCGGCCACACCCCCACACCGCUCUUUGCGGGACCAGCAGUAUGAGGGUGCCAUCAACAAGAUCUCCAUCCAACAGUACCAGUCUCCCCUGCCCAUGGCCACCACCACCCGUCCCCAGAGUGCACGCUGCCUCAUCCAGACCAAAGGCCAGAAGAGCAUGGACGACUUCCAGGAGCAGUUCUGUGUGCGGAUAGAGAAGAAUCCAGGUUUAGGGUUCAGCAUCUCAGGGGGAAUCAGUGGCCAAGGGAACCCUUUCAAGCCUUCUGACAUGGGUAUCUUUGUUACUAGGGUACAGCCUGAUGGACCGGCCUCCAACCUGCUACAGCCUGGGGACAAAAUACUGAAGGCCAAUGGACAUAGUUUUUUACACAUGGAACAUGAAACUGCUGUGUCUCUUCUGAAGAAUUUCCAGAAAACUGUGGACUUAGUAAUCUUGAGGGAGAGCACAAUUUAAAUAUUUUUUUAUAACACCAUUGCUUCUCUCCCAACGGGUUGUGGAAAUGUAUACAACCAGUUUUUAUCUAGGAACAGUGACAUUUGCCGAUUGCUGGACCAAUGGCAAAUACUAGUGCCAAAUGUACUAUAGGAUACAUAUCUUAUAACCUAUCUAUGAAUUUUAUGUAAACAGGAAUUGUAUCUCUUGAGUUGAUGUGAAGGAAAGUCAUUUUUGUUGGAGGUUGGAGCAAUUUUCUUAGUUUUUAUUUGGAGAUUUUUUGCGUAUUUAUAUUUCCUUUUAUUUUGUACCUUUUUCAUUGUAGCUUCUCAUUUUACUCUCAGAGCAUGAAAACACACUAGCUCUUUAGGAAUUCUAAUCACCAUGAACACUGCCUCAACUUUGUAUAUGCUGUGGGUAAAUAUUUUCAUUUACAAUAAAGACAUGAACAGUAGCGAGAGGAUUGGGACAGAAAUAAAAUGUUUACAAUGUUCUUAAAUGGUUUAAAAGAAAUGUUUUUAAAAAUCCUACCUUAAUACAGGGCCAAUUUAUCAAGUUUUUUUUAUUUGAAUUAUUUUAUUAUUAUAGGUUUUCCCACCAGUUUAUUUCAUUAACGUAUUAACACUAUAUUGAUUGUUAUACCCAACCAGUCACUACAUUAUAUAAGGUUGAUUUUUGGUAGUUGCUCAAUAAUGUAUAUGUUUGCACAAAUUAGCUACAUUUUAAAAGUAGAAGCAAUAUUCAAUCCCACAUCUGAAAGGGUUUAUUUUAGAUUACAAGACUACCCUCGAGGGCCAUCUGCUGGCUACAUUGUGUUUGCAUGUGCUGCAAUUGCACCAAGGAGUAUGCAAUGUCACAUACCCCCAUAUUCAACUCCUAAAGAAUUUCCAUACAGAAAAGUUGUAACAUUGUUUCUCAUCUGUUUGUGUUAAAAACAAAAUAGUUUGUUCGCGAUGAUUUGAAGUAAUUUUGCUGUGCUUUUCAGCACCACACUCUGUAGAACACAAAUUACUUUCGAUGUCUUCAUUUUAAGCUCAGUUUAUUAUGAGAAUGCACUAUUGGAAAAGUAUUCAUGUGAGAAUUAUGUAUAUAUAUUUUUUAACAAUGCUGCUGACCAGAAUAGGCAUUUCACUCUGUUCCAUUUCUGGAUGGAUGUUCAUUUUAAGUUCUGACAUUACAGCAUGUUUUCAUGGUUAUAAUGGUCUUUGGAUAUGGUUUUUUGGAUACAUUAUCUCUGUUUUCAAAUUUUGGGAUCUCUCUCAUAAAGAAGUUUCUCUCAUUGCAAACCGGUGAGGUUUACAAAGAGACGUUAUUAUAUUGUGACAUUUGGUGCCAUUUUAUUACAAUCAAAAACAUAUACCUUUAUGAGCCCUAACAAUGUUUCAUUACUAUUUUUGUCAAAUGUAGCAUCAAUUGUGACAUUCUUGAGCAAAACCAAGCACCUAUAACCCUAUGGAGGGACCCUGGUUGAAUUUGUGCCAAGCUAAGCUGGUACGUUGUACUUCAAUAUCCAGUAAAUUACUAGUUAAAAUAUUCAAGAUAUUGUGAGAAAGUUUGGUAAUAUAAUUAUUUUUACGAAAUGUUUUCAGGUUAUUAUUCAGAAUAUAUUGAUAUACCUUAGCUUUGCUCAAAUUGCGAGAUUUUAUAAGGACAAUGAAAAAGUAUAGGUGAAGUACUUAUGACUUGGAGAAUAAAAGCUGUGCUAUCAAAUGUAUAAAACCAUAUUUCUACAGUAAUUGUGAAUUUGUGUUAUACAAAUAUAUUAUAUAUAUAUAUGAAUAUAAAAUAGUAAUUUUUGUAUAUGUUUAAAAUACAAUUAAAUAUAAAGUGAAUAUAUGGUACUAUUCUGUCUAAUUGCGGUGUUGAUGUAAAUAAUGGUGACUGAAAACAAAUUGAGAUAAUUUAUUCAUAUAGAUUGUGAAUGUACUCCAAGCUUUUGCAGUAUGAAGACUAACUGGACUUGAAUGCUGCUUCAUUUUUUGUGCAAAAAGUAAAUUUAGCUAUUGAAAGACAAUAAUUCUGUUUAGUUGGACAAAUUUAGUGACAGUUUAUUGUACUAUUUAUUUGCACAUGCAAGUUUAAUCCUUCCAUUCUUUUUAUGUAUUAACACAAAGAUUGGUGAAGUGUGUGUGUGUGUGUGUGUAAUAUAUAUACACUGCUCAAAAAAAUAAAGGGAACACUAAA
Molecule: messenger RNA, 7298 nt
Organism: Oncorhynchus gorbuscha (pink salmon)
Lineage: Eukaryota; Metazoa; Chordata; Actinopteri; Salmoniformes; Salmonidae
Product: leucine-rich repeat-containing protein 7-like
Biological process (GO): neurotransmitter receptor transport, endosome to postsynaptic membrane; neurotransmitter receptor transport postsynaptic membrane to endosome
Cellular component (GO): postsynaptic density; adherens junction; postsynaptic membrane
Molecular function (GO): protein binding
Source: RefSeq, a predicted model, not a curated record